CAUUUGUGUUUUCAAUUUUCUAGCCGCUUGUUAUUCGUAAAAUGGCAGCUGUGCGCGCUCGUUGUAUUCGCGGUUCCGCUAUCCGUUGAUUUUUUCCUCUGUGGGCUACGAAUAGCAGACAAAGUGAAAUUGUGGAAAAGUGUUUUACGCCAUUGGAAAUGGAAAAUUGUGUGAAAAAGGUGUACAUGCCGUAGUGAAUUUUACACAUAGCUCGGAUGCAAAUUACUAGUACUACUUGAAUUAUGAAAAUCGGCAAUAAAUAUUUAAAGUGUAAAGAAAUUUCGAAGUAGAAAUUUGAGAAAGAUUUUGUGUUGAAGAAGGCUCUGUCCAUUGUCUCUGUCAAAUGAAUAUUUCCAGCGCUUUUUGCGAGACGAGCUUGGCAAAAAAGGAAAUUGUGGACACGUUUCUCAAAGAGAACUUGGAUAAUGUGAAAUUUUAAUUCUAGUGCUCAAGUAGUUUUUUGUGGAACUGGCUUUACUGAAGCCACUGUGAUUGGACGGAUAGACAUUCUAAUUUGCUAUCAGACGCUUGGAAGCACCUACAUACAUACAUCCUUUCGCUUUAAUCGACAGGAUUGUUCAAAGGAUACAGCACUAACAACAAUACAACGGAAUCGCCAGAAACAACAAAAGCGAAUGAGCCGGAUAGAACGAGACUGCAAAAAAAAACAGCAUUGCCAGAAUUGAUGAUUAAUUUCGGUGCCCGAAAACAGUAGAGCAAAAUAACAAAAACAAAAAAGAAAUGCGCAAAAUAGCAAAGCAUCAACGAAACCCAAACGAUUCCAACAAUUAAUCUGAACGAAAAUUCGAACAAACUACAAAUAAAAAGGAAUAACAGAAGAUAAUAAAACAUAACAUAACAGCAAUUGCGGCUUUAGAGAUUGUACUCACACUGCCGAAGAAAGCAUCAGUAGCCGAAGUAGAAAAUAUUAAAAGAACAAUAAUUAAAAAGCUGACGAAACGUAGCAGAAAUAAGAAAAAAGUAAUUGAAUUAAAAAAAAAACAUAAAAAUGUCGAAACGUCAAAAUAAUUCUUCAAGUUGUUUGCCGCGGCUUUUGAUACGCGUGAUCUUUAGCGAAGACAUCAGCGGUUGAGCUAGUCGUUCCUAACGUAAAGUGACUGAAAGUCAAAGUGGCUAAUCGUAAUUGAUGUGCCAAUGUAACAGUGGCGAGAUCGAUCUACCAAUGACAAAAUCAAAAGAAGCAGCAAUUAGUGAUUAGAGGACAACGAAGUCUAAAAGUGUUAACAAUUAGUGGCAAUUAUCGUAAUUGUUGAGUAUUCUCAAAAAGCCGAAAUAAAAUAAAAGAGUUGUUAUAUUUUGAGCUAAGUGAUCUUGGAGAAGUGAAUUUAUCAACAUGGAUUUGAGCUUGGAACGCGAUAGUUCCGCGCUGGGCAGUCUUUUCCAGCAGAUCAUCAAUGAUUUGAAGAAUACAUCACCGCUAUGGGAAGACUUUGUUACCAAGGCCACGAAGUUACACCAAUGUUUACGUGCCGCCAUUCAGGCAAUCGCCGCAUAUUUGGAUGCCUUCCAAAAAAUCGCAGACGCAGCAACAAAUUCAAGAGGUGCUUCCAAGGAAAUCGGCACCGCUUUAACCCGUGUCUGCCUGCGACACAAAGCUGUCGAAUCACGUCUGAAAACUUUUACUACAGCGAUAAUGGACUGCCUGGUACAGCCCCUACAAGAUAAAUUAGAAGACUGGAAACGCACAGUGAUCACCAUAGAUAAAGAGCAUGCCAAAGAGUAUAAACGCUGUCGCACCGAACUCAAAAAGCGUUCCAGCGAUACGCUGCGUCUGCAGAAGAAAGCUCGCAAAGGUCAGUCGGACACCAUACAGUCGCUUAUGGAUUCGCAUAUGCAAGAUGUGACCUUGAGACGCGUCGAGUUGGAAGAGGUCGAAAAGAAAUCGCUGCGUUCGGCAAUGAUUGAGGAACGGCUGCGAUACUGUACCUUCGUGCACAUGCUGCAGCCGGUCGUGAAGGAGGAAUGCGAAGUGAUGUCAGAGCUCGGGCAUUUACAGGAAGCAAUGGAUUCAAUUGCCAUUGUAACGAAGGAUCCGAGCGUUUUGCCGCCAGCCUCCGAGGAGCUCAUACAUGACGCCAAAGCCACAAUGACGCUGUACCCCGAGUCGCCUGGCGGCGGUUCGGGCUCCCAAGGUGGUUGCUCCAAUUCGCUGGGUUCACGCAAAAGCUCCGUUUGUUCCAUUAGCUCCAUGAACAGCAGCGGCUCAAGCAAUUCACCGGGACAUCACCACUAUCCACGUUCGCUUUCGCAGUUAAUUUCGCCUGCAAUACGCUUGAAACCUGGUGAAUCCAGUGAUAGUGGCUUUUGCUCUUCGCCAGCGCUAACCACACAGGCUUCCACUGCCACUAGUCAAUCGCACGCCGUUUCCACUUGGCCUCCACAUUCCCAGGAUGCGGUGCCUGUGCUGCCACCUGCCGCCGAUCGGCCACACACAAUCUCAACCGCCUACGAAAAGGGCCACCAACGACCGCCUCUCACUGUUUACACGUUCCAGAAUCCCGAGACCAUUAUGGAGGGCAAUGGCGGGAGCGGCACCAUACCGGGCACGCCAAAUGGGCCCAGCGCAGGUGGCGCAGGGUCCGGCGCCAAUACGCCAUCUGCACUGAAGUCGCCAGCUGGUGCGCUGAGUCGUCCACCUCUGCCUGUGCGUUGCUCUUCGCUGGAACGUCCGCUUUCGGCCACCAAUACGCGCAGCGCCAACAAUCUCUUGCAGCGGCAAUGCCCAUCACCUAUACCGGCUCACAUAACCAAAGAGCUUUCAGCACAUCAUGCGCAACAGCAGCAAAUACAACAGCUGCAGCAACAGCAACAGCAACAACAAUCGCAGCUGCCACAACACCAGCUGCAGUCACCAUCGCCACCGACGUACGUCAAUAUGUCGGAGCUGGCCAACAUGGCUGCGCUGAAAAUCACUAACCAGCAGCAACAACAACAACAACAACAGCAGCAGCAGCAGCGGCCCGUUAGUUGCUUGCAACAACAACACUCCAUCGAUUCGAUUUGCUCGCAGUAUUCCAACGAUUCGCUUGCAUCGGGUCACCACCAGUCACAACAACAGCAGCAUCAAGGUGCCACUGCUUGUGUCAGCAAUAACAACGCCAGCAAGGCACGUUCACAUUCCGUUUCCUCUUCGUCUGCGUCCUCGAACACACCCUCUUUGCACUCGCAUCCCUCCAUAGAGUCCGGCACGGUAACCACGCCACUUGUUGGCCAAACACCGACACCCUCGAGCGGCAGCUCAACACCACAAAACCACUACUCGCCGCUGCUGACAAAUUCGCCAUCGUCGACAGCGGCCGGCACACCAAGUGGCGGUAGCGUGACGAGCGGAAUGAUGAGCGGCUUUGUGUAUAACGUCAACUCGCCGACACCACCUCAAAGUGGCACAGCAUCAGUCGACAGCGAUGUCUUAAAGAUCACCGAAACUGAUGGCGGACAAGCGGCAACCGCCGCCAACGUCGCACCACCCACUAACGAAACCAAUCCUCAGCAACAACAACAGCCAGACAGUAACAACAUAAACACCACUUCUAUAAAAUAUGCUACAACAACCAAUAACUCCCAAACCACACCCACCGAAACGCCCGAUGAAGAGCAUACGAAUUCCACCAAUCUAACUUCUGCCGCGAUCGAUACAGAAUCACCAACUAUUGUCGAGAAUGACGAACGUUCACGCGCCUCGGUGCUGCAGAAGGCAUCCAUGUUCGAAAAACAGGCCGCCGCUGCCGCCGCCGCCGCAGCUGCAGCAUCCACCACGGCAGUCACAACCGGUCGUUCGACCGGCAGCGAUGCUAUUUACGGCACACGACGCAACCAAGAGGACGUAUACCGCUCAACAAAUACCGGUAAUCUUUACCAGCAGCCAGUGCAACAGCAGCAGCAGCAGCAUUUGGAGCAACCAGAUGUGGAUAAAAGUUUUGAAGAUUCGAUCCAAGAAUUAAAUAAUUUAAUUGGCGAAUUAGACUCGUUUCAACGCGAGAUCGAUGCCAACAAGCAUUCUACAGCAGCUACACCAACAACAACAACGACGCCGACAGCAUCAACCGGGGACAAUUGCGGCGAUCGGUCCUUCCCCUUUAUCAGCACGAGCAGUAGCAGCGGCGUUGGCGAAGACAUGGGAAAUAACACAAAGCCAAAAGUGUCGGAAUGUGGCAACACUGGCGAUUUGACGCCCUUAACAGUUAUAUGCGCGCCGCAACCACCCAAAUCGCCGCAGUGCGCUAGCAAUCAAACGAGUGGCUGUGGCACUGAUCUGUCCGAUGCUGCCUCCGAUGACAUUGCCGCGGAUGUGGGCUCUCUAACGAGACUAAAUAACAACGCCAGCGCUAACGGUAGCACCAACAACGGCCAACACAACACUAGCGCUGGCAGUAGCAGAGACAAUAAUGGCCGCACAUUGCAGCAGUACAAUUCCGAUUCGGAGCUAAGUCGUUGCUAUGUAAGCGAAACGAGUUCGCUGGCGGGCGGCUACGAGAAUCCGACGUUUGCGCACUUCGCCACAGCGGCUUCGUCAUCGUCGAUAGCCGCUUCAUCGGGCGUGGAUGAGCCCGCCGAUGUGGGCAGCGUUAUCGGCGACAGUCGCUCGCUGAUGGCAGUGUCAUCGACAACGACGGCCGACGAUUGCGUAUCGCACGCCUCGUACAGCAUGGAUAAUGGCAGCGAUGGCGGUAGCAAUGUUGUAGUGAUGAUCUAUGAUCAUCAGAUACCCAUCACGCCGGAUAUUGACUACGUCAAGCAGAAUUCGGAGAUAGUCGUGCUGCGCACCAAAGAUCCGCUGCAGCAGCAGUUAGCGCGUCAGGAUAUGCGCGAGCUAACGCAGUUGCCGGCCAAUCUGUGCGCGUCAUUGAACGCGGCCUCCGCGCCGGGAUCGAGCAUGAUGUCUGCGUUGGCGCUAUCGUCGUCGUCGUCGUCGUUGUCGUGCUCAGUGCCCACCUCGCCGCCGCACACCGCGACCGUAGCGCCUGCCAAACAGCGGCUCUCCUCGUUCCGCGCUUCCAGCGAACAACAACUGCAGCUGCUGGGCUGCAGCGAGAACAACAACAGCGGCAGCGAAUUGUCGCUUCUGCGAGCGCCCAACCAACAUGCUUACGCAGGUACGCCGCAAACGCAAGCGCCAGAAGAGAGUAGGGGAGGUAGUAGGAAGGUGGCAACACCAAAUGCACACAACAACAGUGAUACCAUAAUACGCCGCAAAGCAGCAUUGCCGCCAAAGCCAAGUUUGAGUAUUUUCAAUGGCCAAGCGGCCGAUAAUUUACUAGAAUCUAGUAGCACGCGCAAGAGUAGUAGUAGUGGUAGGGGUAGUUGUGAAGCGGUGGCGGAACGUUUAUCGGGCGUGCCUACACCACCACCGCCACCGCUUUUGACUAAGGCCAGUUUCAAGGCCGACUUAGAUGCAAAAAUACGCAAGCAAAAGUUGAAAUUGCAAUUGCAAAAGGAACAGCAGCAGCAUCAAGAGCUCUUGCAACAAAAGCAACAGCUAAUACAAGAACAACAGCAAUUACAACAACACUCAUCCCAUCAGUCAGCCGCCAACAACUCAAAUAAUCCAAUAUACCUCAGCAACCACAAUCAUAGCAACAAAAAUAACUCGAAUUCCUCCAACAAUACCAACAACACCACCACCAUCAUCACCACAACCACCACCACCAAUGUCACCACAGCUAAUGGCAAUCGAAAUAGCAGCGGCGCCAGCAGCAACACUAACAACAACAGCUACAAUAAUAACUGUAAUGCAAUUAUGUUCAAUAAGCGCAGUUGUAGUACACCAAUUCCACCAAAUUCAACACCAACAAAAACUGCACCUGCAUCAGCAUCCGCAUCUGCAUCUGCAUCUGCCUCCCGAUCAAAUCAUUUGGCAUUUGUAGUGAAAGCCGCAUUAUCAUCCCAUCACACGACUGCAUCCGCAUCCGCAUCCUCAUCGGCAGGGUCACAACUUGUCUACCAAAAUGGUACUAAUAGUAGUAGUAACAAUAAUAAUAAUAAUAAUAAUAAUAAUAGUAGUAAUAGUAGUAAAAGUGCGUCCAAGCCUACCUCAUCUCCUUCAACUGCAUAUCCUAGAACAAGUAAACAAAUCCAUUCUAAUCGAACUCAUUAUCAAUUUCAUGCGCUGAAAUCACAACAUAACAACAACAACACGAACAUUUACCACAUCGAUAAAAUAACGAACGGCAAAUCACGCGCCAAACGCUCUGCAUCCAUGACAACCACCACGACACGUGCCUCACCACCACCACCACCAUCUUCAUCCACAUUGCCAUCGUCGACAUUAUCCUUCCACUCGGCAUCUUGCUUGCCAUCUCGUUCGCCGACUGAUCGCAUUAAAUGCCAACCACCAACGUCACCACGAUUGCAAUCGGCAACUGGGGUGUCUAUCGGCCCAAAACAAAAACACCACACCCGCAUCGAAACUGUUCAUACUUUGCCAUUGCCAUCGUCGUGUUCGCCGCCACCCCUAUCAUCAUCAUCACCAACAGUGUCAGUAGUAUCUUCCUGCACCUAUGCGUGUUCUUCUGCUUGUACAUCCACGCCGCCUCCCAUCCAACCAACCAACCAAUCAGCAGCUUCCACUGCGGUCUCGGCAGCCUCCACAUCCGCAUCGAACAUAAAUUCCGCCGCCGCCGCCAAACCGAACAUCACGCCGAGACCGGCUUCGUUGUCGGGAGGCGUGACGCGUAUUGCGCGCCGUUCGUCAGUUAACACGGCUAAGCCACCGCCGCCGGUGCGUCGCAGCUCAUCGGUGACGCCGAGUCACAAUGCCACAGGCACUGGGGCUCCUCCGCAAUCGCCACAACAUCAACAUCCAAACCAAUCUCAACAAGCUCAAUAUCACGCCACCCAACAGGCCGCCAGUCAUCAAAAGCCACCAGCAGCACAAUAUUCCCAAUAUGAUUCCGUUGAUAGUCUGCCACCCCCGCCCGCUUAUUUGCUUGACUCAAGGCACGCGACCCAAUUGUCGGCCUCUUCACCGUCGCCAGCAACACCGAUGCCCAGCUCAUCGCUGAAGGUGGCUGAAACGGUGAAGGCGCUAUCCGCUAUGCGUCACAAGCCUGCUUCACCGAAUUCGAUUCGACACAUGCAGCAGUUACAACACCAACAACAGCACCACCAGCACCACCAGCAACAACAACAGCAAUUACAGGCGCUGCAGACAACACAGCACUCACCAUCACAAACACCUGCACCAACAUCACCACAGCCACCACUACAACUACAACAAAAUAUUUACUCCACAACCGUUAAGAGCUUUUCCUCUACCACUUUACCACCGGUGCCCAAUUACGAUACUGAACAGUCGUUGCUCCAUUACGAUGCUUAUUCCUACUACAACCCAUAUGUUGAGGUUAGCUCCCAACUCACCGCCACACCACCACAGCUGCUUACUAAUGCUAACGAUGCCGCUUGCCAAACUCUGCCAAUAACACCCAUUUACCACUACUAUGACGGCACUCAGCCAAGAAAAUCAUCACACCACUUACAGCCGCCCAUACGGGAAGCACAGCUGCUGCAUGAGGCAGGAUGCAGCAGCAGUAAUACGCUCCGAGGUAUGGCCAAAAAGAAGGUCGCACACCAGUCACCAGUGUCACCAUCGUACACCUCACCGCCACCUUACGACUUCCAGCAUACCAAAAUAGAGCUGCCACCCCCUUUACCACCACCAAAUCCAAAUCAACAGCGUUCGCUUAAGCAGCAGCAAAUGCACCAAAAGCAGUUAAGUGAGUGUCAUCAACACGUUACACCAACAACACAACAACAUACCCCACAACAAUACAAUCAUCUACAAUCACCGCCACAACAACAACAUGAACAGCUUUAUGAUUACCUGCCGUCACCACAUCAGCACGUUCACUCUCCCAAGCUACAACAUAAAUACCAACAGCAGCAGCAGCAGCAGCAACAACAACAACACCAGCAACAGUCACAGCUUACGGCGCAGAAUCUUGUCGACCUUGAAGAUGAAGCCAAUAUUUAUAGUGGCAACGCCUCAUUCCGCACAUCAUCGCCUGGCAUUUAUGCGCAACCGAAAAUCGUCACAAGCAUGUCGAGCUUCCGUUCGGCUAGUCCGGCACCGAAUGACCACCACAGCCAACAUCAUCACGUUGUACCGCCAACACAGCCGAAAACCAAUCCAAAUCUUAUCGCACAGCUUAAUGCCCGACUAAGCAAGCAAAACCAACAACAGCAGCAGCAUAAUGCAAGUGAUGGUGGCACUUAUGGCUCCACGCCUAAUUCACCAAACCACCACACAUUGCCCCACCAGCAUCAGCAUCACCAAAGUGAGCCCGUCUAUAUGAGGAAUUACACGCAUCCCCAUCACCAACAGCAGCAACCAAUGUCAUCAGCCGCCACCGCUCCGACGCACCAGCAGCAAAACUAUGACGGUAAAUCGAAUAUAGAGAAACAUAGUAAAAUUUAUGGUAGUUUUAGCACUGCAAAUGCCACGCAAUCAUCUCAAGCGUCAUCAUCAUCAUCACCAUCAUCUAUUAGUGUAUCUGCAUCCUCUACACCGCCAGUAUCGUCAUCAUCCCAUUUCUCACAUUCAUCAUCCACAACAGCCAAUUUCAAUGCUGCACCACAUUUUCCCCUAUCAUCUUCUACUUCAUCGCUACUCUCAAAAGUCACUUCAUUUGCAAUGAAUGCCACCUCCACGGCCGUUGCUCUUUCCUCAACAACGCCAUCACAAAUACAGUCACAGUCACAGUCGCAGUCGCAGUCACAAGCAGCAGCUUCUGCCUCCCAUUAUCACGCAUCCUCGCGAGAUCAUCACCACAAUUACCAUAUCAAUCAGCAUAGUCAAUAUCAGUCAGUCGCUUCGCAAAAUGCAGCGCAAGGGCCCAAAGAGCAUAUGCACUCAAAUAUUUACUCCUCAUCCUCCUCGAUAACCACCGCAACGUCACACUCGCCAUCCGCCGCCACUCAAAUUAACGCCAAUAAAAAUGCUGCAGCUGCACAGCAAUCGAAGCAUCAAGCGACCUACGCUCCUCCUGGCGGUGUAGCCAGACAUUACAUUGCUCCAACGCAAUCGCAACAGCAGCAGCAGCAGCAGCAACAACAGCAGCAGCAGCUUCAUCAUCAUCAUCGCGAGCCACAUCACAGCUGCCCACCGCCGCUUGAGAAUCCACCACCGCCACCCACCAACUCAUUCAUUUACUCAGCCACAGCCAAUGCAACUGCGACCAUGCCCAAAAAUGCUAUGCGCACAAAUCUAAGCGUUAGCAGCGCAGGCGCGGGCGGCGCCACCUAUGCUCCCCCUUCGUCCGCCAUGACAUUGCCUAAGAAUCUCGCACAACAGCGUUUGCAGCAACAACAGCACUAUCAGCAGCAGCAGCAGCAGCAACAGCAACAACACUACCAACAGCAACAAUAUCACCACCCAACCGCCACCGCUGCCAACGCAGCCGCUCAACAACACCAGCAACAUUCCCAGGCGACUACUGCAACUCACCGUGCGCAAAUACCACUGCCACACCACCAACAGCAACAGCAGCAACAACAGAUGUCCUAUAAACAAAAGUCAGCCACUUUGCAAAGCAAUCACCGGCAGCCGCCCGUACCCUCGCGUCACUCCAGCGUGCAGCAGAAGAUCUUUGUCGCCACCAAUCCAUUCAUUCAAACUACAACCAUACACUGUCACUCGCCCGCAUCGGUGCACUCGCAGCCGGCAUCACCCACCUGUUCGUCGCCGUCGUCGUUGGCGAGCAUUUACGGCACUAGCUCGAGGAGUCAUCACCACCACCACCAUCAUCAUCAGCAACAGCAGCAGCAGCAGCAGCAUCACGGCAGCGGCAUUGGCAGUAGCGGCGGUAAUAGUGGUGGAGCAGCCGGCAAUGGUUACUACGCUGCCCCGCACAAUUCAACGAGUUAUGCUAGCUCUAACAUUGAGAAGGCGGGCAGCAUUCGUUCGAAAACAAAAGCAGAAUUUCUUGAGAAUCUCAAUGCGAAGCUGGCCAAGCAGGGUCUCUCCGGGCGGGCCUUUGCAGUGCGCAAUCUGAUCAAUAGCAAAGCCUUGCCCGAUCCCCGCAUUUGUCAUGAAUCGCUGAUGGACCAAAUCAAGCGUGGCGCCACACUGAAACGAAAUCAAAAAAUAAACGAUCGGAGUGCUCCGAAAAUACAUUAAAUCGUUUAGAGGCGAGAAAGAGGCUGCUAAACAUGUCGGAGUCAGAGUCGGAGGAGAAAAAAUUGUUAAACGUUAACAAACGAGCAAAUAGAGGCCGUACGCGACCUAACAUUCAGACUGUUUUACCGACGCCACUGGGAGGAGGGAAUACAAAAUACAAUACCUAAACGCAUACUUACAUAUGAGUACAUACAUAUAUACGUUUAUAAAUAAUAUUAUAUUGCAGUUAGUUGUAAGCGAAUAAAAAAUAGAAUACACUUACGCUAAUUUAAAGGCGAAUAAACUAAAUGAAUAUGAAUGAGUGAAUAAGUGUAAAUUAGAAAAACUGUUCCAUAUCCAUACAAAUUUAUACAAAAAAAAAAUAUUCAUUAUGAACCCAAAAUACAUAUAUAUUC
Molecule: messenger RNA, 10530 nt
Organism: Rhagoletis zephyria (snowberry fruit fly)
Lineage: Eukaryota; Metazoa; Arthropoda; Insecta; Diptera; Tephritidae
Gene: mim
Product: missing-in-metastasis
Biological process (GO): plasma membrane organization; cell projection assembly
Cellular component (GO): actin cytoskeleton; cytoplasmic side of plasma membrane
Molecular function (GO): phospholipid binding; actin binding
Source: RefSeq, a predicted model, not a curated record